UGCUGGCUCUGAGCUCUGAGCUGAGCUCUUCCGCUCCUGUUUCCUGUGUUUGUAAACUGAGCGCUAGGCUAGCCGAUGUGAACGCGCCGAUAAAAGAGCCGAAUCUGCCUGGGGCGAGGACUCGAAGGACGAAAACAAGUGCCAGAUGAUAGGAAUAGGCGUGACCUAUUGUCUAGCGUGCCAUCCUGAGUGACAUCUCUUCUGGCCACCUUGUCCCCGCCCCUUUCCCCACCCUCUCUCAUCCGGUCUCGGCGGUGAUGUCACACAUACCAAGCAGCUCGGUCCGUGACCAUAUGAAAUGGGCGGGGCUGCUCGGUUGUGAAGCCGUACUUUCCAGCAUGGCCCUGAUGCAAGCCAGCUCCAUGGCUGCCCCCAAGAAAAUGAUGUCGCCACUGGGUCCGGCUCCAGGCCACGCUUCGGGUCAGAGGGAUGUACAGGACCGCGGGGCGCAGGGACACAUGGUCUUACCGACGGGGAUGAGCUGUCCUCCACUGCUUCUCCGGAAAGAGGGCGAUUUCCAUGCUCCCCGACUGCUGGAUGAGAAGGAAAUGAGACCCAACGAGGACAUGCAGCUGAAGAAAAAGAACAGGAAGUCGGGAACGCCCUGUAAAGUCAGGGAGCAGGAGGGGAAAGGAGGGAAGGCUGUUGUGGUGGAUGAGAAUGGGAAUUGUCCACUUUCCAAAGUGCAGAAGAACUUCAUCUGUGAUCACUGCUAUGGGGCCUUCAGAAGUGGCUAUCAUCUGAAACGACAUAUUCUCAUUCAUACUGGGGAAAAGCCAUUUGCUUGUGCCAUAUGUGACAUGAGAUUUAUUCAGCGUUAUCACUUGGAACGACACAGCCUUACUCAUACUGGGGUGAAGCCAUAUGCUUGCUCGAUGUGUGACAUGCGGUUUUUCCAACGUUACCACUUGGAGAGACACAGCCUCACUCACACUGGGGUGAAACCGUAUGCUUGCACCAUGUGCGACAUGCGCUUUUUCCAACGUUACCACCUUCAGAGACACAGCCUCAUUCAUACGGGGGUGAAGCCCUACGCUUGCUCCAUGUGUGACAGGCGUUUUUUCCAACGCUACCACCUGCAGAGACACAGCCUCACUCAUACGGGGGUGAAGCCGUAUGCUUGUUCCAUGUGUGACAUGAAGUUUUUUCAGCGUUACCACCUGCAAAGACACAGCCUAACCCAUACGGGGGUGAAGCCAUAUGCUUGCUCCAUGUGCCAUAUGAGGUUUUUUCAACGUUGUCACCUUCAGCGGCACAGUCUCACCCACACGGGGGUGAAGCCAUUUGCUUGUACCAUGUGUGAUAUGAGGUUUUUCCAACGCUACCACCUCCAGAGACACAGCAUCACCCAUACGGGAGUGAAGCCUUACGCUUGUUCCAUGUGUGACAUGCGUUUUUUCCACCGUUACCAUCUGCAGAGACACAGCCUCACUCACACUGGGGUGAAGCCCUACGCUUGUAACAUGUGCGACAUGCGUUUUUUUCAACGCUACCACCUACAAAGACACAGCCUCACCCAUACGGGGGUGAAGCCAUAUGCUUGCUCGAUGUGCGACAUGAGAUUUUUUCAGCGUUACCACCUGCAGAGACACAGCCUCACUCAUACGGGGGUGAAGCCGUAUGCUUGCUCGAUGUGUGACAUGCGGUUUUUCCAACGUUACCACUUGGAAAGACACAGCCUCACUCACACUGGCGAGAAGCCGUUCGCAUGUGACAUGUGUGACAUGCGCUUCAUCCAGAGGUAUCACCUGGAGAGGCACAAACGCGUACACAGCGGAGAGAAGCCUUAUCAGUGCGAGCGCUGCCAGCAGAACUUCUCGAGGACAGAUCGGCUGUUGAGGCAUCGGCGGCUGUGCCAGGGAAGGGGCGUGGCUAAAGUUGAGGCUCAGCCCUGCUGUGAGCCCCGCCCCUACCCCCAGGAGCCCCCUCCAGCACCCCCGGCCACCUGGAGCCCCCUGCAUCCGCCCCCGGGCCGACUGGCAGUGUGACAUUCCAAUCUAAACCUCUGAGAUAAACCCCUAAAACAAAAACAAAACGCGAACACCCCCGCCUCUCUCACUGCCGCCUCGCACAGUGGCGCCACCCACUGGCCCAGACUGAUAUUACAGAAGGAUGAGUCAGAGAUGAAUCUCUACCUUCUCUACCUUCUGUUACAUUAUUAUUUGGAGAGAGUGUUCGUUUUGGGGUUGUUUUAUACUUUAAAAUGAAUUAUUUCACUUUUUUUUUUCUUUUUUUUUGUCUUCUUUUUUUUUUGUAAAGAUAUUUUGACCGUUUUUGGUGGUACGUGAAAGAAGGGAACAAGAAAACGGGGUCAGGAGACUCAAUCGAAUCAGGGAAGAAUGCCUGAACUACAGCAUUUCGCAAAGAAACAGUUUGGUCUGCUCACCAGAAUGGGAAGAUAUGAGGGAUUGUGCGAUGGUGCAGAACGAAGAAGGAAUACAGACUUAAACGGCUGCCAUUUACACAUUUACGUUCAUUCUGCUGGACCUAAAGCGAAAACAAGAACAUCUUAUGUGACGUAUACUGUAAUACGCCACCAUUUCGUCUCCAGUACCUGAGCAUGCUGAAGACUCAGGAAAUGUCCUGCGAGAUCUGUCCACAGUACUUGUGAAAAAUGGCACAAUAUAGUUCCAUAACAUUACUCACUUCUUCAUACAUUAAACAACUUUUAAACUCCGCUUAUAACUGUUCAAUAUUCUGACCUAAGGAUGCAUUUCAAGGAUGUAAAUGUAACUCUGUUAACUGGUUUGUAGUGUAACAUUUAUCUAACGUGGUGGAAAUGGCACAAGUGAUGAUAUGCGGUGCAGGGACGCACACCUGUCCAUCUCCAGCAGCUCACAAUAUUCACAUUACUACUACAUAACGUGUUGCUGUCAGUGACGAUGUAUCUACUUAGCAAGUGACGCAAAGACGGAAGCUCCAAAAAGACGCUCAACACCACAUACGUAUUUAUACGUUUAAAGACUUUGUGGCCUUAGGAUGUGAUCAUUUGUUCAUUUUGAACUUUGUUUUGAAAUGCGGUCACUGCCUAAACGUUUUUCUUCCCUUAAAGCUGUCAGUGUAACUUUACCUGCCUUCUCUACAAGUACUGCUGUGCUGAAUUUUCCCUCCGUCAGUAGUUUUUUGAUGAUAACUAUAAAUGUCACUGAUUAGUUUGACCAGUAUCAAGCAAAUUUCCAGUAUGGUACAGUGUUGUAUUAUCUCAUUCUUCACAGGCCCUGUACUUUCUUUUACGUAUACCCAGAGGUUACGUUCCUCCCAGAGGUCUUUAGAUGUGGACCUUGAAUCCAGUUUCUGAUCCUGGAUGUUGUACGUUCUGGUAGGUGGCCAAUCAGUUACAUCAACAGUUUAGUGAAUUACCACAGUUUACAAGAUAAAGGACCAGAAACUUGAUUCAAGGUCUGGAUUUGAAGAUCUCUGAUAGCUUGUUCAAAGGAAAAGGGUUUUCUUAAGUGGAACGAACCAAUGACAAAGACCCUUAGAUAGUUGUACCAAAUGGUUUAUGGUCUGUAACUGUUUCUUAAUCCUGUUAACCUCAAACUUCAUCAGUUUCUGUGCUUCUUUUAUGUACUUGUUGGUACUGAUUACCAUACCGAUCUGUCCGUCAAGCAAGCCCCUCCCACAUAUGAUAAUCUGGCAGAUAGGAUGUAACAGGGGUAGACGCCAACUGCCCAGAACACACAAACGUUGCCACGUUUCUAUGAAUUUUUUUUUUUUCUUUUGUGUGUAUGUAUGCUUAUAUAUCAAAAAACAAAAUGGACUACAUCUUCUCUUAGUUCUGUAGCAACAUGCUGUGUGUAUUUUUAAUAACUUUUUUUUAUUUCUAAUAUAAAUUUAAAACACUGGAGCGAAAAAGUGAAAAAAAACUAUAGACUUUUUUGUUUUUAUAUAAGAGAAAAUAGUUUGUAGUCUUUAGACAAAGCCUCUCUUCAAAACGGCAGUCUGAACAGAUUGGAAUGAUAUUUCGUCACGGUCCCUCCAGAAUGUUUGGGUUCUAAGCAAAUAUGAGGGGAAAAAAAAAAAAGUUAUUUGAAUUGGUAACAAAGUCAUAGAGAACCUUUCCCACCACACUAUUUUAGUGAAUUAUAUGGUUAGAAAUACUAGGGGAAAAUAAAACUGCAU
Colossoma macropomum (tambaqui) is the source of this 4122-nucleotide messenger RNA. It is a transcript of the gene znf740a, whose product is annotated as zinc finger protein 740a. Gene Ontology annotation, biological process: regulation of cytokine production; negative regulation of transcription by RNA polymerase II; regulation of immune system process. Gene Ontology annotation, cellular component: nucleus; PcG protein complex; transcription regulator complex. The transcript is spliced from 18 exons. NCBI's taxonomy places the organism in Eukaryota, Metazoa, Chordata, Actinopteri, Characiformes, Serrasalmidae. Gene Ontology annotation, molecular function: RNA polymerase II cis-regulatory region sequence-specific DNA binding; DNA-binding transcription factor activity, RNA polymerase II-specific. The coding region runs from base 258 to 1988 and encodes 576 amino acids. The record is from RefSeq and is a predicted model, not a curated record.